Meriones unguiculatus (Mongolian gerbil) is the source of this 7691-nucleotide messenger RNA. It is a transcript of the gene Selenoi, whose product is annotated as selenoprotein I. Gene Ontology annotation, molecular function: ethanolaminephosphotransferase activity. The transcript is spliced from 10 exons. NCBI's taxonomy places the organism in Eukaryota, Metazoa, Chordata, Mammalia, Rodentia, Muridae. Gene Ontology annotation, biological process: phosphatidylethanolamine biosynthetic process. Gene Ontology annotation, cellular component: endoplasmic reticulum membrane; Golgi apparatus. The record is from RefSeq and is a predicted model, not a curated record.
GCGGUGGGCGGAGCGCGCCUCUACCUCCCUUCCCAGGCUCUCCUAGCCCUGCACACCGCCGUGUGCCGCUCGCAUCUCCCUGCCCCGUCGCGCAGGGUCGCUGCCGCUGCGGCGUGGGCGUCCGGCUUUCGGGUCGUCAUGGCUGGCUACGAAUACGUGAGCCCAGAGCAGCUGGCGGGCUUUGACAAGUACAAGUACAGUGCUUUGGAUACCAACCCGCUCUCUCUGUAUAUCAUGCAUCCAUUUUGGAACACUAUAGUGAAGGUAUUUCCUACUUGGCUGGCUCCCAAUCUUAUAACUUUUUCUGGCUUUAUGCUGGUUGUAUUCAACUUUCUACUUCUGACAUACUUCGAUCCUGACUUUUAUGCUUCAGCACCAGGUCACAAGCAUGUGCCUGAUUGGGUGUGGAUUGUCGUGGGCAUCCUCAACUUUGUUGCCUACACUCUAGAUGGAGUAGAUGGAAAACAAGCACGUAGAACCAAUUCCAGCACCCCGUUAGGGGAGCUGUUUGACCAUGGCCUGGAUAGUUGGUCAUGUGUUUACUUUGUUGUGACGGUGUACUCCAUCUUUGGUCGAGGACCGACUGGCGUCAGUGUGUUUGUUCUUUAUCUCCUGCUAUGGGUAGUUUUGUUUUCUUUUAUCCUGUCUCACUGGGAGAAGUAUAACACAGGCAUUCUUUUCCUGCCAUGGGGAUAUGAUAUUAGCCAAGUGACUAUUUCUUUUGUCUACAUAGUGACUGCGGUUGUGGGAGUUGAGGCCUGGUAUGAACCUUUCCUGUUUAAUUUCUUAUAUAGAGACCUAUUCACUGCAAUGAUUAUUGGCUGUGCACUAUGUGUGACUCUUCCAAUGAGUUUAUUAAACUUUUUUAGAAGUUAUAAAAGCAACACCCUGAAGCACAAUUCCGUUUAUGAAGCCAUGGUCCCCUUCUUCUCUCCGUGUUUGCUCUUCACUUUGUCUACAGUGUGGAUCCUUCAGUCGCCCUCAGACAUUUUAGAAAUACACCCUAGAGUAUUCUACUUCAUGGUUGGAACAGCUUUUGCCAAUAUCACAUGUCAGCUAAUCGUUUGCCAAAUGAGCAGCACACGGUGCCCGACUUUGAACUGGCUGCUGCUUCCUCUCUUCUUGAUUGUGGCAACAGUGAUCGUAGGUGCAGUGUCCUCCCACGUUGAGAGUGCUCUUCUCUACACGCUCACAGCCGCCUUCACUCUGGCUCACAUCCAUUAUGGAGUACAAGUGGUGAAGCAGCUGAGCAACCAUUUUCAGAUUUACCCUUUCUCAUUGAGGAAACCAAACUCAGAUUGACUAGGAAUGGAAGAAAAGAACAUUGGCCUGUAACCUUCAGGAAGUACUGUAAAUAGAUGCUUGUAAAUACUUCAUCCAUCACCAUUGAACUAAACUGAUCUGCUUGACAGACAUGGGACCUCAGUGUGUGGUAUGUGGACAACAGGAAUGAAACAUUAUCUGAGCUUGUGGAAUUGUGGACUUUCUAACUCCCAACUUUAUUAUUAUUAUUAUUAUUUUUUAUGAAACCAUGAGACAUUUGGUUAAGCACAGUGCACAUUAAACCAGCUAAAUGUUCCUAGCUUCAUGAAUGAGUCCAUGAUAUUUUGACUCAUGCAGAGUUGAAGGUGAUUUAUGUUUAAAGUCCCCAAGGUGAUACACAACACUAGUAACAUUCAGGUAGCCACAGCAUGUCUUAAUAUCUGAUACUUUGUAAUAGGUUGUUAGCUGUGGGAAUGAUAGCCCAAAUCUAAUAGAGAGGUGUCAAAAAAAAGCCUCUUCAGCCAGAGAUGCAGAACAGUGCAGUUGCCAAAUUCUGGUUGCUCUUCAGUGAACGGCCUUCUCCACCUGCUGUGGGAGGUUGUCUAGUAUCCUGGCUCUUGUUAUAGCUAAAUCCCGAUAAAUGGCUUAAUUUUCCUUUAGAGAGAAGUGUUCUGUUGAUAUUAGUAUAGACUGGGUUAUAAUUACAGCUUACCAUUGUAGCACGGCAUUGUUUAAUUGUGACAUUUCCUCCUGUCAGCCGUGAGUUGCUGCGCUUGCUUGAGCAGUGGUUUUUAAGAAGGCAUGGGAUAGUCCCAAUCUGCCGUACUUCCUUGUGAGAGGAAACACACACUGGAGUUAGGAAUCUCAGAACUUCCCGGUGACCACGGUUAGCACCCUGACACUGUCUGUCUGUCUUUGCUUGCUUUCAUUCUCUCCUGGGGGUGAGGUGCUAUGGUUUUUAAUCUCACAACAGGAUAAAGCAGAGAGAUAGCCUCUCUCCCCUAACUUGCCCACCUUUCAAUUUAAAGAAAACUUUUGAUAUAUAUGCCUUACUGAUUAUUUACUUCCUUAAUAUGACUCAAAAUAAUUUUUGAGGUUUACUGACAACAUAAAAAAUCCCUUCAGCUGUAUUGUGGUUAUUUUGUAAAUCACACCUUUUUAUGAAUGUGGAUCUUUCUUUGGGCUUUAUCUUUAUUUAGUUUGGUGGUGGUGAGUUUUACUUGCUUAUUUUAUUUUCCACUGAAUGAGGUUUGUGCUUAAAUGAAGAGUGUGUCUUAAACCCUUUUUUUUUGGACAGGUUGCACUUGGAUAAAAUAGGCACCACUGUGUUGAUAUGUAAUUAAAUUCAUAACUGUUAUUUAUCUGUGAAUGUGACCAUCCUUAAAUAUUGUAGCUCAUUCCUUUUUGAAUAUCUCUCUGCUGCUUUGUAAAAAAAUAACUAAUUGAUACUUCCCGUAAACACUUUUUAAAUUCUAAUCAUUGUCAUCCAGCUGUUGAAAAUGAGUCCAGGAUUUAACUCACAGUUCUGUGCUCAGUUUUCAUUGUUUGUAGGGCUUACGUGUAUUUGGGGACAUUCUGUGACACAGAAAAUGAAAGCAAAAAUUGAUGAGAAAUUGCUGUGGGAAAUGGGUAGUGAUUCUGUGUCAAUAAAUUGCCAUCAUGGAGGUCAGAAAAUGAGCCAGGUGUGUGUGGAGAGCUGCUCUGUGUACCUGCGCUCUGUAGAACAGAAUUGGGUAACUUUGUUAUAAGGUUUUUUGGCUAAUCAUUUUACUGUUUUCUUGACCUUGUACACAAGAAUAUUCAUUUGUAUAAGGGAAUAUAACUGAUAAAUAUUUAUAAAAUAAUGAAUCUGGACCACAGGCUUUCUUCACCUUGUACAGUAGAUUGAAGAAUCAUGUCCUAGAAUUUUGAGGCUCUUUCUUCUUCUUCUUCAAAAUGUGUUUGUCUUCUUUGUUGCAUCAAGUGGAUUUGAAAAUGUUUUGUGCCUUUUGUUCUAGAUUUUUUAAACAUGUCUCUGUGAUGGUAAAGAAUUCUGUUAAUAGUUUUGUUGACACUGUCUAAUGGAAGAGGAGUAAAAGGUACUGCAAGCUGAUGUACACUGUUUUGAGUGACUUGACUUCACAGCUCUUCCCAGGUGACAAGAGCUGCCUUUCAGGGAGCAGCAUGGUGUUGGGAGCGUCCUCACACGCCUUCUGUGCUUGCUGGAUAGAGGUCCUUACCCAAGCCUGGGGUUUGCCUCGUCAUGCUCCUGGACCACGUUACAGACACCAUUACAGACACCAUUACAAGUUCCUUUUCAGGUUAUUGUAUGAAAAAGCCCUUUCAGGCUUGUCAGAAAAUAAUCUCCCAGUGUUUGAGAGGGCGUGGGAUAGAAAAACAUUAAUAAUAUUUGGAUAGAACCUGCCACUUGUGAUCUUUCAAUAAUGUUUAUGAUCUUAUUGCAGUGCGCUGUGUGCUUCCAAAAAUAAUAGUAGAAUCUAUAGGUUUUAGAGCAAUAGAGUAACUUUGAAGUAAAAAUAUAACCAUUCUUUCUUGGCAUUUCAGUAUCAUGAUUAAAAUACUUUUAAUUCCAGUUUUGAAAAGGAAAUGGUGAGCAUGGUUUAGGUGUCACAGUACCACAGCUAAUAUGCCAUUUGUUCUCUCCUGAGGCAUUGGGAAGGGAGGUGCACAUCUGGGAUUGGCACAUGCUAAGCAGAUGCCCAGAGCUGGCCGUGACUUGGAGCCUGAACAUUAAGGGACUUUGUUGUUGUCAGAGGGGUUUCAGGAGGAACCUUGCUUCCUGAAACCACUUCAACUCCAUGACCUAUCGAGAGUAAAAAGGUAGUUUGGAGGUGUUUUAAGUCCAGGACUACUUUUCCCCUUUAAAUUCUGACUUGAAACCUGCUUGCAAUUCUUCCUGUCGGCUAGCCAACACCUAGGACAGAGAGCUCGCUGCGUCCUGGCUGGGUUGCAGCUGGAUGUUGCCACCUUCAGAUGGUUAAUGCCUUAUAUUUCUUGGCCGGUGAAAGACUGCAACAAUCCCAGAGAAGAAAGUAAAACCUGUGGGCUUACCGCUUCUGACUUUGGGUCUCUAAACUAGCCAGAAACAGAUGGAGAAAUUGAAUUGAUUGUGAUUGAUUGUUUGGGGUGGCCUUUUCUUGACUUCCUUGUUGUUUUAUAUAACAAAAAUCUCAAUUGUUCAAUUUUACCAAUAAAGACUCAGAAUACAGGUGCUGGGGUAAAAAAGCCUGCUAGCACAGAGAGGCAGGGAAGGCUCCCAGCUGAACUGCCUCUUCAGCCAACGUCCAAAAAGAAGGAAGAGCUCCUUCAAACUGAAUGCCCCUCCCUUCUACUUCCGGUGUGUCUCUCUAUCCAUCCUCCUGACUUCCUCUUACUCUCUGGUUCUUUCUUAUGUUCACUCCCUGUCAGCUGGUUACUUACUGCAUCUCUUGACUAAUGGCUGACUUUAGUUAAUCUUGUUUACAAUAUUCAAGCAGAAAGCUCUUGAAUUAAAGAUGUGUGCUAGGGCUGAGCCACACCACAACUAGAAACAGGGUUUCCAGUAAACAACACGAUCUCAGGGUUUGCGGUGUGAACAAAUAUCCUGCAACACCUACUUCUGGGCUUGGUCAAGGCCUCUUUAGGAAAUCUGUGACGUCAGAGCAGAAGUUUCUUUGUCCCAUGAAAUGUUUGAAGGCAACAUGCCCUAUCUCGAGCACUCACUGUGGGUCAGUAAUCCUAUUAUAAUUAGCUGUCCCUGCUCCAGCCUUCCAGAACGAGGGCUGUUACCUAGUGUGCUGCACCGAAGUUCUUUGAUGUGCAUUUAAAGUGACAGUCCCAACAGUCAAUGGUGUUAACUAAUCACUGAGAAACUUGAAUGCGUGAUGCUCUAGGAGUCUUAAAAAGGUAGUGUAAAUGUCUGCUUUGCCUUUGCUAGUUGUGUAAGCCACAUGGUUUGCAGAUUUUAGGUGGUUUUUGCUUGUGUGUUUUGUUUUUAAAUCAUGUCUGACAGUGGUACAAAUGACUGACCUCUCAACAGGCCAUGGCUUCAGGGAAUGCGGUGAAUUGUGGCCAUUCAGAGAAAGCAGUGACCUGUGUGCUUCUUUCUCACACGAGCCGUGGGAGUUGGACUUGCUGGCUGGUUUAGGUCCAGUGUUUGACAAACUAACUGUGACUUGCUUUUCUGUCCUGCGUGUUAGUAGUUGCUUUGCUCUUUCAUAAACAGAUGUCACGUGAGAGUACACCAGUGGCUUCUUGUCCAUCUAUCUUGUAAGCAUGGAUAUGUUCUUUUUUUGUUUUUUAAGAUUUAUUAAUUUAUUUUAUGUAUAUGAACACUUGUUUUCAUGCACAGCAGAAAAGGGAAUCAGAGUCCAUUACAGAUGGUUGUGAGCCACCAUGUGGUUGCUGGGAAUUGAACUCAGGACCUCUGGAAGAACAGCCAGUGCUCUUAACCGCUGAGCCAUCCCUCCAGCCCAGAGACAGAUUCUUUUUAUAGAUGUUUGGUAAGUUCACACUUAGGGUAGUAGGAGUUUUGCUAUUUGGAGCCCUCCCACAGGCAGCCUGAGCAGGGAGGUUUUGUUCAUUCAGUGAGGAAGGCUGGGUUCCCAGGAUGGAAAGCGACACACGGAAUGAUUGUAGAGUAUUUGACAAGAGCUUGGCUCUCUAGGAAAAUACCUUUGGUUGGAACAGAAAGGUUGCUCUGGGCUUUUAGAUUGUUCUUUUCCCUUUCAGAGAAUCGUUCUUAGAAAGCUGGACCAAGUCAGAGGGUCUGGCAGUUUUGAUGGCAGCUGGAGCGUGGCCACUGGGAGUCUAAAAUAGAGAAGCCAGUGCCCUUUGAGCACAGUAAAACAAAAUCAGAGAUAGCACUGAAUCCAGAAAGUGACUAAAUACUGUGGGUGUUCUCUGUCACGCUGGCUGAGAUCUUGUAAGCAGUUUCUUUGGGUAACAACCAAAGUAAGAAUUGAAUUGUGGCUUUUCAUAAGCAGAAAUAAUCCUUCGUGAAUGCUCACUUGUGAUAUUCUUGGUAGGCACUUUUUUUUAUAUCUAGAAGGAAGAACUCAUGACCUGGAGCACGUUUAUUUCAUACUUGAGGUAGCUGAGUGGGUUACAGACGUGGCCUGUUUUAACUUGGCUGCAUCACUGACCUGUUGGGCUUACUCCAUCAAUAGCCAUGAGCACCAGAGCGACUCGCUGACUCCACUUUUCAUGGUAACAUUUGGAUGUCAGUUAUUUGGUUUAGGUCCUCAUCAGAGCAGACAUUUGAGAGACAAAAACUCAGUUAUGUAUAGUGAUUAGCUCAUUUCAAAAUGUCCCAAGAAAGCAGAAUUCAGUAUAGAACUCUGAAUUCUAGUUAAAAAAGAAAAAGAAAAAACAAUACCCCCCGUCUUUGGGCAGAGUAGAAGACAAUAGUGAGCAAGUCCUUUAAAGGAGAGACCUUUUCUUUCCUUCCUACCUUCCAGUGAUCAAGAAUGGAUGAUGGUUGAAGAAAAAGAAAUUACUACUUUUUUGAGUAAGGUUUCAUGUUCAACACUAAGACCGGGUGGCAAGAAUUUAAUUUGGUGCCUUUGUGAGCAGAAGCAAGAGUACAAUUCCACUCCUUCCCAGGUACUCAACCCCUCCUCCCUCCCCGCAGGAGCCAGUGGAGGGUGUUUGCUGCAAAGAAUGAAAUAAAGACAUCAGAUCUUUCCUCUUUCAAGUGCUUCCCACUCUAGUUGACCUGCACAGGACCUGCUGUGUUAAUACUUCAUGUGCUCUGUACAUACACACACUUAGUAGCACAGCUCUUGUCUGUGUACAUACAUGAUGCCGUAUCUAUGUGGAGUUUAUCCUUGAUUCCCAUCAGCCAGGUGGUAACCCUCAUCAGACCGUUGCUUUGGGUGGACUUGGUGUGUCCAUGGCCCACAUCUAAAGCCACUUUCCUUCCUGGAGCCAUAAUCUUUCCCCUCCAGGUCACCUCAGGCCUUGAGAAAGCCCUCAGAGCAUAUCACUUUCCACUUCCUCUUCACCAGGGAACUUGUGGGCCAGAAAGACUGGUUUCAAGAAUGCUGGCUACUAUCUUCAGGGCUGAGGUUUCUGGGUCUGCCAGGCCCUGUUGGGGCCAGAGGGCAGCUUUGGGAGCAAUGUGCCUGUGGACUCCAUUGGAGAGAUACUUGCUGAACUUUACUGGAAUGUUCCAAGUCUUGUGAUUCGAUGUAUAGUAGGAUGCUUGGGGCGUUCGAAUGUGAUCUCUGCAUUAUCUGUGUUACUGUUCCCUGUUGCUAUUCCAUAUAACCAAGACCUGACUGUUCCUUGUCACUGGAUUCUAGAAGCCUUGACUGUUCAACUGGAUUUAUGUUCGUGUCUGCUGCUCUCGACUCCAAAAGUUAAAGCAGUGGGUUUUCGAUUGUUUAAUUCUUUAUUGCUAAAUAUUUAUUGUAAUAAAAAAAUAAAUAAUUUUUAAAUCCUUUUAA